This is a messenger RNA of Cephus cinctus (wheat stem sawfly), 1555 nucleotides long. Its product is annotated as putative nuclease HARBI1. The transcript is spliced from 5 exons. The record is from RefSeq and is a predicted model, not a curated record. Lineage: Eukaryota; Metazoa; Arthropoda; Insecta; Hymenoptera; Cephidae.
UCUUUAAAAUACAAGUGUCUGCCGAUUGGCUAACACCACAGCUAAACCGAUUUGUGCAUUGAAACGCGUCGAAGAAAACGGCCAUUAUUCUUUCUUUUCUGAUGUCCCUCAAAUGUGUCUACAAUCGAUAUAGCAUCUGUUAAAAGAAGUGUAUAUUUUCAAUCCUUAACUACUGAAAAUUAAUCAUGGCGAUGCUGCUCGUGCUAACAGUCUAAAGCACGCGGGUGCCGUGUCUCCAAUAAGUGGUCUGUGAAGAUAUCGGAGAUGAUUUAAGCGAUUCUGAAAAUACUGGCACAUGUACCCCAUUGGGGAUACAGCCAUAAGGAAAGGAAGGAAGGAAGGAUUCUGAAAAUGAUGAAGUAAUGGAAACGGUUGUAGUGCGUGCUUCAAAACGAUAUAUUCGUGAUGGAAAUAAUCCUUUUGAAUUUUACAAUGACGAAGAAUUUAAAAGGCUCUUUAGGUUUAAUAAAGAAAAUAUAAUGUAUGGUAUAUUACCUAAAAUUGAAGAAGGCCUUGCAAAGACUAACAACCGCGGUUUACCGAUUCCACCUGUCAUGCAAUUAUUAAUUUGUUUAAGAUUUUAUGCAACUGCAAGUUUCCAGCUUCUACUUACAAUUAAUGAUACAGUCACAGUAUCACAACCGACUAUAUCAAGAAUUGUUUUUCGAGUUAGUGCAUUGCUUGCUAGCUUGUUAAAUCAGUAUAUAAAAAUGCCAAAUAUUCAAGAAUCACGAAAUGAAAAUCAGUGGCUAUUUAAAAAACUAGAACAGGGCAAUGGAGCUAUUGGGCUUCCUGGUAUCGAUGGAACACAUGACUGUACCCACAUACGUCUAGUAGAUUCACGUUUUCAAGACAUUAAUGAAAUAUAGGGGAAUAGAAAGGGAUAUUCCUCUCUAAAUGUACAAACUAUUGUUGGGCCUCGAAUGGAGUUUUUAGAUAUUGUACCAGAGUGGCCUGGUAGCGAGCAUGAUAGUAGAAUCUUCGAAAAUUCAAGAAUCUGUAUGAAAUAUGCUAAUGCUGAGCUCAAUGGUAUAUUGGUAGGGGAUGCUGGAUAUCCAUGUCUACCUUUUUUAUUAACACCGAUUGCAAAUCCUAUAACCGAUGAACAGAUGUGCUACAAUAAUAUACAUGGUAGAACAAGACGUAUUGUAGAAAGGACUUAUAGUGUUUCGAAACGGCGAUUUCCUUGCUUAGCACGAGGACUAACAACUGAACUCCUCUGUUCAACAACAAUUGUUGUGGCCUGUGCUGUGUUGCAUAACAUGUCAUUGAUAUUUAGCGACAUAUUACCAGAAGAUGAUGAAUCUUUUGUGGAAGAGGAAGAACCCAAUAAUCAACUUCAUUGGCAACCUAUGGAUGGUUUUGCUGCUCGUAACACCAUGAUUGAACGUUUGUUUCAUUGAGCAUAAGUAUCAUAAAGGUUGUGACUUUAAAUAAAAUCUCUCAAAUUGUAAAUUGUAAUCAAUACCAGGAUUUGAAAUAGAAACUCCUGUUUGUUUAUAUAUCAGUUUAUUGUGUAAUAUAUAAAUACUGUAAAUAAAAGGACAUCAUAAUU